UUGCGUCUCCCACCUGUAUUCCGACAAGCUCAGUCUAUGACGCCAUUCCGCUUCUAAAUUAGAAUUGGCUAAUAAUUUGAGCUCGCGAACAUCCUGACCAAUUACGGCUUAGGAAGCGGGAUUUGUCUGAAUCCGGGUGGGAGACAAAAAUCUGGCAGUACUGGACCAGUGCACUGGGUGGCACUGAGCGAAGCGGAAAGAGAAAAGGGAGUAAGCAGAGCUGUCACAUCGCGCUGGUAUUUUGGAUUGGUGUGUUGUGAUCUGGGAGCAAAAGCAAGACGGCACGAGUGCGCGAAAGAAAGGCCGAGUUAUCGAGAGGACAUGGCGGAGGUUAGCGAGGUUUUGAUGUCGGUGUUGUCCACUAUCCGGGUGCCGAGGCCCGGAGACCGCGUUCAUAAAGACGAGUGCGCGCUGUCAUUCGCCUCUCCGGAGAGCGAGGGAGGUCUGUACGUCUGCAUGAACACCUUCCUGGGCUUUGGGAGUCGCUUUGUGGAGCGGCAUCACGCCCGGACUGGCCAGAGAGCGUACCUGCACAUCAAGCGCACUCGCAAGCCUCACUCCCAGAAAGAGGAUGAUGGUUGUUCUGGGUCAGGAGAUCCUCCCAAGAAGAAACCCACUCGCCUGGCCAUAGGGAUCGAGGGCGGAUUCGAUGUGGAGCAGGACCAGUAUGAGGAGGAAGUUAAGGUUGUUCUUUUCCCAGACAGACAGGAAGUGACAUCAGAGGACCUGGCAACUAUGCCAGAUGUAGUGAGAGAGCGAGUGUCACUGUCGAUGGCAGGGUUGCUGGCUGCAGACUCUGUAUCACAAGCUCUGCAGGUGCAGCAGUGGGACGGAGAAGUGAGGCAGGAGUCCAAACAUGCAGCUGAGCUCAAGCAACUCGAUAACGGAGUCAAAAUUCCUCCUAGUGGGUGGAAGUGUGAGGUCUGUGACCUGCAGGAGAACCUGUGGAUGAACUUGACGGACGGCAAGGUGCUGUGUGGGCGGAGAUAUUUCGAUGGUUCAGGUGGAAAUAACCACGCUCUUCAGCACUUCCAGGAGACCGGCUACCCGCUAGCUGUCAAACUGGGCACCAUCACCCCUGACGGAGCUGGUAAAAGUCAUUACGGCACAGAUGUUUACUCGUAUGAUGAGGAUGACAUGGUUUUGGACUCAAAGCUGGCGGAGCAUCUCACCCACUUUGGUAUUGAUAUGAUGACCAUGGAGAAGACAGAACACACUAUGACUGAAUUAGAGAUUGCAGUGAACCAGCGUGUGGGUGAGUGGGAGGUGAUCCAGGAGUCCGGCACCAUGCUGAGGCCUCUCUGGGGCCCUGGGCUCACGGGUAUGAAGAAUCUGGGCAACAGCUGCUACCUCAACUCAGUCAUGCAAGUGCUCUUCACCAUCCCCGACUUCCAGGAAAAGUAUGUGUCCAGCAUUGACAAGAUCCUGGAUGAAGCCCCGAGUGAUCCCAGCCAAGACUUUAAAACACAAGUAGCAAAACUGGGCCAUGGUUUGCUCUCAGGAGAAUACUCUAAGCCCGCUCCAGAUCCAGGCGAUGACCCCAGUGCGUCCUCUGAACCCAGGGGAGACCAGGUUGGCAUCGCACCACGCAUGUUCAAAGCCCUUAUUGGUCGAGGCCACCCUGAAUUUUCCACUAAUCGGCAACAGGACGCUCAGGAGUUUUUUCUUCACUUCGUAAACAUGGUGGAGAGGAACUGCCGCUCUGGGCCAAACCCAUCUGAAGCAUUCCGCUUCCUGGUGGAGGAAAGGAUUGUGUGCCAGCAGUCUCAGAAGGCCAAAUAUACCCAACGAGUGGACUACAUAGUUCAGUUGCCUGUGCCAAUGGACCAGGCCACCAACACAGAAGAGUUACAGGAGGCUGAGCGUCUGCGGGAAGAGGCAGAGGCAUCUGGAAGCGCCCCUCCUGCCACUCCUCGAGCUCAAAUCCCAUUCUCCUCCUGCAUGACUGCUCUGAUUGAGCCGGAGACACUCUCAGACUUCUGGAGCUCUGCGGUGCAGGGCAAGACCACUGCCACCAAGACCACACGCUUUGCUUCAUUCCCUGACUAUCUUGUCAUCCAAAUCAAGAAAUUUACUUUUGGUCUGGACUGGGUCCCUAAAAAACUAGAUGUCAGCAUUGAUGUUCCUGAUUCACUGGAUCUGAGCGAGCUCCGGGGAGCCGGACAGCAGCCUGGGGAGGAGCUUCUUCCAGAGGUGGCCCCGCCCCCUCUCAUGACCCCUGACGUGGAGGUCAAAGGUAUCCUGGGUUCCCACGGCAACGACGAGGACGACUCUCUCUAUUCCCCACUGCUGUCUCCAGUGUUGGAUGAGUCCACAGUGUCUCAGCUGUGUGAGAUGGGCUUUCCUCUCGAGGCCUGCAAGAAGGCUGUAUAUUACACGGGGAACACCGGCAUCGAUGCUGCCAUGAACUGGGUGAUGGGGCAUAUGGAUGAUGCAGAUUUUGCCGCUCCUUUGGUGUUGCCUGGCUCUAGUUCUGCUCCUGGAUCCACACCCACUGAAAGCGUGUCAGAGGAGCACCUGGCGACCAUCGUCUCCAUGGGAUUUAGUAGAGAUCAAGCCUCACGUGCUCUCAAAGCUACGAGUAAUGUUCUCGAGCGGGCAGUGGACUGGAUCUUCUCCCACCUGGACGAUCUGGAGUCUAUGGAGGUGUCUGAAGGCGGCCGCUCAGAGGGAGCCAGCGAAGCCAACAGAGACCCGCCGCCCGGACCACGAGUCCGUGACGGACCAGGAAAGUACGAGCUGUUUGCUUUUAUCAGUCACAUGGGCACGAGCACAAUGUGUGGUCACUACGUCUGCCACAUCAAAAAGGACCAACAAUGGGUAAUCUUUAAUGAUCAAAAAGUGUGCGCGUCUGAGAAACCACCGAAGGACCUGGGCUACCUGUACUUUUACAGGAGAGUAGUGGAGUAAAAGACAUCAUCCGAACACACACACACACACACAUACAUGAUGUCUUAGCUGCUGAGGGAUGCGAGGGAGGGGGGGCAUACUCAAGCUUCUGAACUGACAGGUUUUUGUUUGAGCAAUUCAAGCACUUCUUCCUCUUAUAUACUGCCCACGUCCAGCCAGAGGACGUUCAUGAUGGAGUGAGCAGUGCUGCAGGACUCUCUGAUGGCACAAAUAACCUCCUACAUAACCUCUCCCUCCCUCUCUCUCUCUAUCUCUCUCUCACUCUCUCCCUCCCUCUCACUGUCUCUCUCUCACUUACUCUCUCCCUCCCUCCCUCUCACUGUUUCUCUCUCUUGCUCUCUCACUCUCUCACUCACCCUCACUCUCGCUCUCUCACACUCUCCCUCUCACACUCUCCCUCCAUCUCCCUCCCUCUCUCUCACUCUCACCCUCACUCUCACCCUCACUCUCGCGCUCACACUCUCCCUCCUUCGCACUCUCACUCCCUCCCUCCCUCACGCUCUCACUCACUCUCUUGUGCGCUAUCUCUCUCACACUCUCUUGACCUCUCUCAAUCUCUCACUCUCUCCCUCCCACUCACUGACUCACUCUCUCUUUCCCUUUCUCUCUCACUCACACACAUGUGCGCUCCCCCCCCCCGGUUCUGUAGUGGUUAUUGUGCAGUCAUUGCUUCUAGAGCCAGACUCUACGUUUUGCGUUCUCCUAUGUGUUCCAAAAACAAGGUUUCUGUAAAGGCUGGAAGAUUUAGAUCACUACAUGACAUGACAAUAUAAAUAAAGGGUGCACACUGAAGAAGAAAAGAAAAAAAAAUUAGCAAAAUCAAACCAAACUGGUUGUUCUGUCAUGUGUUGCAAGCCUGAUAGCUGAAGGGUUUUUUUCUCCUUUUUUUGGGGAAAUGAAUACAUUUUUUUCUUUCUGCUUUGAAAAAAAAUAUAAAAUAAAAGAUGUGUCUCUUUG
This is a messenger RNA of Ictalurus furcatus (blue catfish), 3867 nucleotides long. It is a transcript of the gene usp5, whose product is annotated as ubiquitin specific peptidase 5 (isopeptidase T). NCBI's taxonomy places the organism in Eukaryota, Metazoa, Chordata, Actinopteri, Siluriformes, Ictaluridae. Gene Ontology annotation, molecular function: zinc ion binding; protein binding; cysteine-type deubiquitinase activity. The coding region runs from base 322 to 2910 and encodes 862 amino acids. The record is from RefSeq and is a predicted model, not a curated record. Gene Ontology annotation, biological process: protein deubiquitination. The transcript is spliced from 20 exons.